AUGCUGAUUCUCUCUCCAGAUGUACUAGGUCCUGCAAGGAUACAGCAAUUGCAAAGCUACAGGCUCUUUCACGACUGCUUUAUCUUCUUUACAGAUGUCUCUCCAAUUGUGGCAGGCCUCAUUGGUGCUACAGUCCUUGUGGUUUCUGUCUCAGUAACAGUUUUUGUGUGGACAUGCUGUCACCAGCAAGCAGAGAAAAAGCACAAAACUCCACCCUACAAAUUUAUUCACAUGUUGAAAGGCAUCAGUAUCUAUCCAGAGACCUUGAGUAACAAGAAGAAAAUUAACCGAAUCCGGAGAGACAAGAACGGCACUCCUAAGGAGCCUGGAAGGGGAAACCUUUUGCUGGAUGCUGCUGAAUCUGGUUUAAUAGGCUCAGAUAAGGCCCCCGAUGGGCCAAAUGCAGCCCUCCAUGUUGAUCAGCUCCCAAUAAAAGUAGAUUACGGAGAUGAACUAAGUCCAGAUCAAAGCCUCACUCCAGGAGGGAGUAAAACUUCCUCCCCAUCUUCUCCAGGGGAGGACGUCAUGUUGGGUGAACUGACUUUCUCAGUGGACUACAACUUCCCUAAAAAAGCACUGGUAGUUACCAUUCAGGAGGCUCAUGGGCUGCCAGUUAUGGAUGAGCACACUCAGAGCUCUGACCCUUACAUCAAGAUGACAAUUCUUCCUGAUAAAAGGCAUCGAGUGAAGACUCGUGUGCUUCGCAAGACUCUAGACCCAGUCUUUGAUGAAACCUUCACCUUCUAUGGGAUCCCCUAUAGCCAGCUCCAGGAUUUGGUGCUUCACUUCCUGGUGCUGAGCUUUGAUCGCUUUUCUCGAGAUGAUGUUAUCGGAGAAGUCAUGGUGCCCCUUGCAGGGGUGGAUCCAAGCACUGGAAAGGUUCAGCUGACCAGAGAGAUCCUCAAAAGGAACAUACAAAAGUGCAUUAGCAGAGGAGAGCUGCAAGUCUCAUUGUCUUAUCAGCCUGUGGCGCAGAGAAUGACUGUUGUGGUGCUGAAAGCCAGGCAUUUGCCAAAGAUGGAUAUCACUGGCCUCUCAGAUCCCUACGUUAAGGUGAAUGUUUACUAUGGGAGAAAGCGUAUAGCAAAAAAGAAGACUCACGUGAAGAAGUGCACUUUGAAUCCAGUCUUCAAUGAAUCCUUCAUUUAUGAUAUUCCCGUUGAUCUCCUUCCUGACAUCAGCAUUGAAUUUCUAGUUAUCGAUUUUGACCGCACCACAAAAAAUGAAGUGGUGGGACGGCUGAUUUUGGGAGCACACAGCAUCACCGCAGGUGGUGUGGAACACUGGCGAGAGGUGUGCGAGAACCCUAGAAAGCCAGUUGCCAAAUGGCACAGCCUGAGCGAAUACUAGCAGAGGCUGCGGCAGCGACAGCUGACUCAUAGAACAGACUUAAACCUUGUUUUAGCUGUAGAACUAAACUUUCGUAACAAGCAGCUGAUUGGUUCUCUAGUGAUGUGAUUUUUGCAGGGCACUAAAAUUCUAAAGAGCAUUAAAUUAAAAAAUACCACAAAUAUAUAUAACAGUGUAAUCACGCUAUUGCAUGCCUAAUACAAACUGAAAUUAGUAUAACUACCAAUAUCAAGUUGCAGAUUUUAAUACAAUUAUCUGUCACUAUGGAAGUUGUGUUUGUGCCGAACUGUCUUUGCUGGUAUUCACCAAAAUUGGCCUCUCUUUAUUAGGCUUCUUCCAAAGUUUCUGAAUUCUGCUGUUUAACCUCUAGUUUCUUGAUAGUUUGCCUGCCCAUUGAUUCUUGCAGUUCUGUUCUUUGCUGGUUUGGGAGUACCAACUGCGUUGCCAUACAGAGAUGGUCUAGAAUUCUGCACUAGUACAAAAGGAAAAUACAGAGGAAAAUGGCUCUUCCUAUCAAAUAAAAAAAUAAUUCUGCAGUCAGGUACUAGAAUAUUUCCAUUUGUGAUAUACUUGUUAUGGAGCUAUAAGGUCACAACAUAAAAAAAAGAUUGGCAACUAAAAUGAAAACACUAAGGAACUGAUCACUUUACUUUUGCCACAUGGAAAUUAGCAGGGGCAUAUCUUACACAGUAUCAGAAUUCAGGAAACUCCAGUCUUUGUUACAUUGUAUUUAACCCUGUCUGUGCAAAAAGGGCUCAAGGGGGGGGGGGAAAAAAAGACCAUAUGUCAUUGAUUGUUAAGGAAAUUCUCACUAGUUCUUUCAAACAUUAAAUUUGAAAUUCUACAUGAUUGGUAAAUUAUAACGGCAUAACAUAUCUGACAUCUGACAAGUACCUUGGGGAGAGAGGUUUUAAGUGAAAAAGUUAAACAUGCCUUUCUUCGUUCAUACUUGAGUCAACUUGUAUUGUAUAUGAUCUUGUAGUUGUGCGAGAGCCAUCUCUCAAAAAGAGUAAAUAGAGGACAAAGUUUUUUACUACAAAAUGUGUCAAACUCUUCAAGAAGUUAAUUUUUAGAAUUUCAAAGCAGUUUGAGCUAGCUCUUAAAUAGUGGAUAUGACUCUUGAGAAUUAGAAUAUGCUUACUGUCACCUUUGAAAUGUAAAAAUAUUACUUGAUAAAUGUGACCUGUAGCACGUCAGGCUAUUAACCCUGAAUAGUCACUAGUUUUGAACAGAAGUUCAUAGAGUGAAGUUCUGCAAAAACAAGAGAAGUUUGGAAGUAGUUGCAUUAGAUCUCACUGUUGAAAUACUAGCCUAAGGAUUUUUUUGUACAAGACAGUAGUAUCUUGACAAGUAAUUUGAUUUGGCUUCUUAUUACAUUCAAACCAGAAAAGAUAUAAGGAUAAUACGUGGCAGCAAAUAAUUAAUUGUAAACAUUGUUGGCAAGCUGAGCAUAAAUAAUUAUAACAAGCUGUAAAAAUGCAAAUUAUUUUUGAACGCUACAAUAGAAAUAUAAAGCAGAACUGAGCUUGCAAAGAGGCACACAGAAGACUGCAAGUUUUCAGUAUGCAUUUAGUUGUUUCCAGGCAGGCAGGCAGUUCUGUGCCCUGUGGAAUGUAAAUAAUGUAUUAUAAGUAAAAAAUUUUUAAGAUCAUUUAACUAUUUACAGGACUUGACUACUGAAUUUUAGAGCCCUGUUGGAAAAAUGAUCCUUUCCACCUUCUUGCUAAUGAAAGUAGAAUAAUUGAACAAGUCUUACUCAGUUUCCUUUCCAACCACAACGUAAAGCAACUCUUGCUGGGAGGGCUCUUCAUGCAAACGGUCAGCACUUUGUUAGUAACAUUUUGGCAUCUCUUCCUAAGAAAUUAUUUUUGGAAAGUUGAAUUUUCUCACUUCUAGCUAAUUACUCAUUGGAACUUCAAGGCAGAGUGUCUUUUUAGCAACAGAAGUUGCAUUGAAGCUGAAGCCCUAUUUCUCAGCCUUGCAGUGCAAACUGAAGUGUGGACUUCCACUUGUGCUUUACUGAUCCUGAUUAUGAGGACUUCUGCCUGAGGUUACAGUAGAUUUUAUCUUUGUCUUAAAUCCAUUAUCGCUCACGCUCUGUUAGUGGCUCUCAGCCACAAACCAGAGAACAAAUUUUCCCUUGGAAACUGGUGUAGAUCUAUUUCAAUCCUGAUUUUUGCACUAAGCAAUCUUAUUGCUCAAGUUCAGGAACUGUCACUAUUUUUCCUUAGAAUCAUGUUUUCCAACAUCACUCCAAACAUUUAAAUAGAACGUACUAACAAAAAAAAGUUCCCUUUUUCCUUCAGUGUGAAAAGUAUGCUUAAGCCUAGAUGGUCUCCUCAAGAUUCCUUUAGUUUAAAAGGAAAGAUGAACUUCUUGUCAAGGAAACGUGCUCAGGGUAAAUAGACUUAGGCUAUUGGGCAGACAUGAGUAGCUCCAACACUCUUCUGGAAUAAUGGGAAACUGAAGAUGUGCAGAUUUUUUUUUUUUUUCCAAAUGUAAAAUAGACAGUAAGUGACAGCGGACUCACUGUAAAAUCUCCCAGAUGUGGUUAUUCUUUACCUUGUGUCUUCUAUUGUAAAAUUAACUUGGACAGUUACAACUUUGUGUGAAAAAAGAAAAAAGGCAAAAAAACUAACUCAAAAUGUGUGAAACUGCAUAAUGCUGUAUGCUAAUCUACAUUAUGUAAUGCUAUCUUGUAUGUUGAAUUUGUUAACGCACAUUGAGCGUGCAAAUAAAAAUUAAAUCACUUUAAAUAGC
Molecule: messenger RNA, 4110 nt
Organism: Struthio camelus australis
Lineage: Eukaryota; Metazoa; Chordata; Aves; Struthioniformes; Struthionidae
Source: RefSeq, a predicted model, not a curated record